ACCACCACCGCUACCACCAAAAAAUGGGGAAAGGUGCUGCCUUGUCAAACGAAGUAGUGAAGAAGAUCAUUCUUUCUUAUACAUAUGUAGCACUCUGGAUCUUCCUCUCCUUCACUGUCAUUGUUUACAGCAAAUACAUUCUUGACCGCAAGCUCUAUGGAUGGCCCUUUCCCAUCUCUCUAACAAUGAUCCACAUGACCUUUUGUUCAUCUUUAGCUUUCCUCCUUGUUCGUGUUUUCAAAGUUGUUGAGCCUGUUUCCUUAUCUUGGAAUGUUUAUCUCACUUGCAUACUUCCCAUUGGUGCUGUUUACUCUGUUUCUCUUUGGCUUUCAAAUUCUGCUUACAUUUAUCUUUCUGUUUCCUUUAUACAAAUGCUCAAAGCCCUUAUGCCUGUUGCUGUUUAUACCAUCGGGAUCUUGUUUAAAAAGGACACUUUUAACAACUCCACCAUGGGUAAUAUGCUGGCAAUUUCAGUGGGUGUUGCUAUUGCUGCUUAUGGUGAAGCAAAGUAUGAUUCUUGGGGUGUUUUUCUUCAGUUGCUUGCUGUUUUGUUUGAGGCUACUAGACUUGCUAUGAAACGGAUCUUGUUGACUUCAAAGGGUAUUAUUUUGAAUCCAAUUACUUCUCUCUACUAUGUUGCUCCUAGCUGCUUGGUUUUCUUGUCAAUUCCUUGGAUUUUUCUGGAGCUUCCAAUUUUGAGACAGAGCUCGAGUUUUCAAUUUGAUUUUGCUAUUUUUGGGACUUAUUCGUUGUGUGCCUUCGCCUUGAACUUGGCUGUGUUCUUGUUGGUGGGAAAGACUUCAGUUUUGACUAUGAAUGUUGCUGGGGUUGUCAAAGAUUGGCUUCUUAUUGCAUUUUCUUGGUCAGUGAUUAAGGACACUGUGACUCCAGUGAAUCUGAUUGGGUAUGGAUUAGCUUUCUUGGGAGUUGCAUACUAUAAUCAUAAGAAGUUACAGGCGAAGAAAUCUCAGCAAGCUGAUGAGGAAGCACGGAGAUUGUUGCUUGAGAGAGACUCUAAUGGAUCAUCUGAUUCACAGGCCUAG
Molecule: messenger RNA, 1043 nt
Organism: Solanum verrucosum
Lineage: Eukaryota; Viridiplantae; Streptophyta; Magnoliopsida; Solanales; Solanaceae
Product: probable sugar phosphate/phosphate translocator At2g25520
Exons: 1
Coding region: 24-1043 (339 amino acids)
Cellular component (GO): endosome; Golgi apparatus; trans-Golgi network
Molecular function (GO): antiporter activity
Source: RefSeq, a predicted model, not a curated record